Durusdinium trenchii is the source of this 1511-nucleotide messenger RNA. NCBI's taxonomy places the organism in Eukaryota, Dinophyceae, Suessiales, Symbiodiniaceae. The record is from the annotation of a GenBank genome assembly.
GCUGAGAAGGCACAGAGCUGUUGAAGGCACACAGCCGAGGUGAUGUGGCCUUUUGAGACAUAGAAACGGUUUUGACACUUGAUUUCCGUCGUGUUGCGUUUUCAGUUUUGUUUGUUUCGAGGGCCAACAGGAUCAUCUUGCAAGAGUUUAUCUUUCAAACGUAGCCAUUUGCGAGCUCAAAUUCACUGAAGAACGGCUCCACCACGUAGCCAGCAUCAUGGCCCAUGUGCUAAGCCUCCGCUACCACAACAGCUUCAUCGAUGUAGAGCCAGUGGCUCCUAUUCUACGUCGUGCCAGCAGUGCUCCUGUCAUGGACCGAGUGGCUCCCUGGGGUGCUAACAAAAACGAAGAGGACAAGUUUUUGUAUGUUCAGGCACUCUCGAAGAAGCUUCAACAAAAGUGGCAAAGCGUGAGUGGUGUGAUGUGCAUGCCUCCAGAGCAAAUGCAGCUUGAUAGUAUCCCAAGCUUCGGCAGUUUGGGGCAUCCAGAUGUAUGCCACCGUCCUUGCAUGUACUUCCAGGCCGGGCUUUGCCGCAAUGGAAGUGCUUGUACUUACUGCCACCUCUCCCAUGAUGAGAAGCAGGUGAAGUUGGACAAGAAGCAAAGGGUGCUGAUGCAACAUAUCAGCUACAAGGAGCUGGUGGUUCUCACCCUGCCUUUCGUCCGACAACGGAUUCAAGAGAUGACCGUCGACGCUUCAGAACUUCUUUUUCUUUUAGAGACUGAGGCAGCGGAUGCCAACUUGCCAGUCUUUCCUCUUCGAGAGGGGCGGAACGUGUCAAGGGUCUUGGCUCGAAUGAACCUUUCCAAGUUGAUUGGCUUAGUGCAACACAAGAUCUCCAGUCAGAGCGAACUUGAGAAGGUGAACCUGUCGGAGAGUCUGGAUGCUGCACUGGAGAGGAUUCGGGACCAUUUCAUUCUGAAGGAAUGAGUGGACCGCAUUCGAUGACAACGUUUGAAAGUGCAGUGAGCUCAUAUUGCACAGAAGGGCAGCAGUACAGCAGAAGGCUGAGCUAAGAGCUUCCACUUUUUUUUUGCCUUUUCACGAGGCUUUUCAAAGAGCUGGGGAUGAAACUUUCCCUAUCUAUUCCAAGCACUCUUUUUAUGCCCACUUGGGUGGCCACCGGUUGCUUUGUCAGCUGCCACAGCUGCAGAGAACUAAAUUGGACCACUCAGGACAGCAAGGUGAAGCUUGGCACGGUGUGUUUCGGGAGACCUCCCACUUCGGCCCGGGUGUGUAUACCAGUCUACAGGGCCAGGGGAGUCUCCUUAUGAAAUACACAGCCCUUUUGCAACACUUUUUGGAAUCUUUUUGAACACCCGUCCAGCGUUCGAGUGAGAUGGCUCCGUCCAGCGCCCAACGGUUUUUUCAACAACUGACCACAGACCACACGCCGGCGAGCUGGUUGAACAUCCGAGCCAGGCGAGUGCGCAAAAGCAGGUUUCUGGUCUUGUUUCUUUCUGCCGAAGCAGCAAUGACUGAGUGUCAGUGUGUUUUCAGCCAAGGAAAA